AUUUUAAUAGAAAAAAAACAAGCUCGCAAAAAAAGAUUUACAAAAAUAGUGAAAUAAAUCAAUUUUAAACGCGAUUUUCGCCAAAUAAACAUCAAAAAGACUUGAUUCAAGUGCCGUAAAUUCCGGAAAAGACACUGCUGGCAUCUGUUUCCGGAAAAACCAAUUGAGUGACAAGUGCGUGCAAGGUAGCGACGUACAAACAGUAGGAAAAACAAACAAAUUUCGGGAAAAUGGGUCGUAAAAAGAGAAAGUUAACGAAACCGUGGUGCUGGUAUUGCAACCGCGAGUUUGACGACGAGAAAAUUCUGGUGCAACAUCAGAAAGCGAAGCAUUUCAAGUGUCACAUUUGCCACAAGAAGCUGUACACGGGUCCCGGCUUGUCCAUUCACUGCAUGCAAGUGCACAAAGAGUCAAUUGAUAAGGUGCCGAACGCCCUGCCGAAUCGCAGCAACAUUGAAAUCGAGAUUUACGGCAUGGAGGGAAUUCCGGCGGAAGAUAUCAAGGAGCACGAACGUCAAAAAGGCGGUCAGGGCGGCGCAAGUGGCACAAAAAGUGAUUCAGAUGACGAAGAUGGUCCCUCGUCGAAGAAGAGUAAAGGUGACAUGACAGCAGGAACAUCGGGCGCCACACCUGGAGCAAUUCCCGGGAUGCCCGCUGGCAUGGCUCAACCCAAUUUACUCGUGCCUCAACAGUUUGCCGGCCAAUUUCCGAUGCAAUUUAUGCCGCCGUACAUGCAGCAUCCCGGCAUGCCUCCGAUGAUGAUGCGACCUCCGCUAUUUCCAGCGGGCGCCGCAGCUGCUGUGAGCAGCACAAUCGUAGGAGCACCGAAACCAACGUUUCCCGCAUAUUCGGCAGCGACAAUUUCGGCGCCGCCUACCACAAAUAACGGAAAUGCCAAUAGUGCAAGCAAUAGUAGCAAUAAUAACGGUACCUCGAGUAACACGAGCAGUAAAUCAGCGGCUAGUGGACAGGCGACAAAUGGCGAACAGGCACCCACAAAAUCCAUCAACACGACAGGCACGAGUACAAAAAUUAUGCAUCCCGCGGAAGAUUUGAGCUUGGAGGAGCUGAAAGCACGCAAACCGUUAUAUGUGCAGAAAGUGAGGGCGGCGCAGAUUUGCGCGACACAAUCGGCAAUCGCGACCGCAAACAGUAAUGCCGUAAAUUCUUCCACGCCAAAUUCCGUGUCCACGACACCUGUGAGUGAGAGUUACGUUCCGAUCACGUCAAUGCCUUCGCAGAUGAAAGAUCAGCAACAGCAACCGCGCAUGAUGACGCCACAAGAACAAGUACAAGCGGUACAAGCAGCUGUCGCUGCAAACCAACAAAAACAAUUAGCUGAUGAAAUAAAUCGAGCAGCGAUUAUCCAAAGAAUUCAAGCAGCACGACCCGCUGCCGCGAUGCAACAAAUGGGCAUGGUUCAAGCAGCACUUGGUGGUCCAAUGCAUUUCAUGCCGCAAAUGAUGCGACAAGGACUUCCGCAAGGCCUUCUGCCUGGCCAGAUGAUUCGACCACCAAUGGGAGGCCCGCCAAUGGGAUUCGGACAACCAGGACUACUAACGCCAAUGCCCGGCAUGGCAAUGGCACCCGGCAUGGGUAUGAUGUUUCCCGGACACCCGAUGUUCCCCAUGGGCUUACCACGAUUUAGAUGAUCUCCUGCAAGUCCCGUAGUUCAACAGCAACCGCAACUAGUUCCGACAACAAAUAAUGCCGCCGCAGCAGCAGCUCAUGCCGCAACUGUAGCCGCAGCCGUGCAAAAUGGUCAAUUGCUGCAACUGACCAUGCCGCUAAUCUACCAGUAGUAGUUACGUGCCGAAACGAUCGGAAAACCGCAAGUUGAACGUUUAUUUUUACUUUUUUUUUCAUUUAUAGUAUUUAUAAGUUAAUAUUCUCAUAAUUAAUUAUUAUUAUUAUCUCUCUAAUCUUGUCUCUGUGAAUUUAUUUUGGCGUCAGAAGGUGAUUCUGACAAAAAAUAUCAAAGGAAUAUGUUUAGAAAAAUAUAUGAUGAUUGUUUUUUUUUGACUAGAAACGAAAAAAUUAAUGAUAUAUAGAUGAAGAAUCAUAACAACUACAAAAUUUUAGUACUAAAUGUUGAUAUUUAAUGAAAUUUCGUGUAGUUAUUUAAGGCAAAAAUUUUAAUAUUUAUUCAAAUUAUUAUUAUAGGAGUUAUUCUAACGUUCAAAAUUGUCAUCAAGACACGUCAGAUAGUCGUUCCUCUUCUUUUAAAGAUCUAAAUGCUACUUUUAUUUGUCAUGACUGUCAAUUUUUGGACUUUUUUUAAGGGAUUUUAUCAAAAAAAUCCUCUUCUUAAUUUUUUUUUUCGUAAAAAUAAAAAAAAAUAUUAAAAAUGUCUCAAAAACUGACAGUUACGACAGAAAAUCACCUUGCAACCCCCUUUAAACUUCAAUUUUUCAAACAUUUAUUGCCCUCUAACACUUACAAACCCCAAAAAAAAAUCAAGAGGAAAUCCACAAAAAUUUUAAUGAAUCAAUUUUCUUCCAAUCUCUUUUCUUUUUUUUCAACAGAAUUAAACACAUUAAAAUAUCGCAAAAAAUAUCACUCACUAUAUAAACCUAAAAAAAAAAUACAAAAGAUAAAAAUCAAAAAAAUUUAAGAGUACACAAAAAAAUUUACCUCUCAAUACAAAAAAUUAAGAGUACAACUGUAAGUACUGUUCCUUUUAUAUAAACCACUACU
Messenger RNA from Culicoides brevitarsis, 2697 nucleotides. It is a transcript of the gene BuGZ, whose product is annotated as BUB3-interacting and GLEBS motif-containing protein ZNF207. The record is from RefSeq and is a predicted model, not a curated record. Gene Ontology annotation, molecular function: DNA binding. Gene Ontology annotation, cellular component: nucleus. The transcript has 6 exons. NCBI's taxonomy places the organism in Eukaryota, Metazoa, Arthropoda, Insecta, Diptera, Ceratopogonidae. Bases 231 to 1652 code for a protein of 473 amino acids.